AUGGAAGCAGCACUAAGAGUUAUCGAAGAGUGGGGGCGAUCUAAAUCCAGAAUCACACACCUCAUAUUCUCUCCGCUUGCUGGCAUAGAUAUGCCAGGAGCAGAUUAUCAACUUAUCAUGCUCCUUGGCUGUACUAUUGGUGCUGAACCUGAUGUGUCAGUUGAACCACCAUUGUUCCAAAUUUUAUCUGCGUCACAGACAAUCAUUCCCGACUCAAAUGAUGGAAUCGAAGGACACCUACGUGAAAUGGGUCUAACUGUUCAAUUUUCAAGGAAUGUGACCGAGUUGAUCUCUCGAAAUAUUGGAAAGUGCUUGGUGGAAGCAUUUGGCCCAAUUGCAACUAGGCAUGGGCGAAACGGGAAUGGAAACAUGGGUGGUCCAACUGUGUUUUUCAUUCUGGAAGAGGUUAGGAGAAGGUUUUCAGGGGAAAAAAAGACCACUAUCGGUAAAGGGAUGGAGUGGGGUGUGUUGAUUGGAUUAGGGGCAGGUGUCACCUUGGAUGCAGUUGUGAUGUACAGUGUUCCUGUAGCUGAAGGCCACUCAGUCUUGUCUAAUGCUUCGUGCUCAUACAUGGUGUCGCUUGGAAAACUUCAAGCGAAGAAGAAGCAGGUUGACGGCCUGCUGAUGGAUUCAGUUGAGACAGUCCGAGAGGCCAAACGAACUCUAGACCCAGCUACAAUUCUAGCUAUUCGCACAACAAAUCCAGCCAAUUGCAUAUUCCAGGCUGACUACCCUGAUUAUUAUUUCCGUGUCACAGAGCGAGCACAUGACUGA
Dovyalis caffra is the source of this 774-nucleotide messenger RNA. NCBI's taxonomy places the organism in Eukaryota, Viridiplantae, Streptophyta, Magnoliopsida, Malpighiales, Salicaceae. The record is from the annotation of a GenBank genome assembly.